Messenger RNA from Malania oleifera, 3524 nucleotides. Its product is annotated as protein WVD2-like 7. Lineage: Eukaryota; Viridiplantae; Streptophyta; Magnoliopsida; Santalales; Ximeniaceae. The transcript has 11 exons. Bases 760 to 2676 code for a protein of 638 amino acids. The record is from RefSeq and is a predicted model, not a curated record.
AAAAUUAAUAUCCUUCGCUCAUGAGAAGAAUGCUUCAACCAGUUUGAAAUUUUAAAAAGGCAGCGUGCUUCCUUUAAUGAUCUGAAGCAGCCACAACUACAGAUGUGCUUCAUUCGGAUUCUUGAACCCCUUUAGUGACUAAAGCAUAUUUAUUAGUCACCCCAUUUCUUCAUUGCUUGAGUUCUCAACAAGGUUGGAGAUGCAGUCUUAAAACAGCUAUAAAGUUUCCACAUUAGAGUAGGUUUGUGGGUCUCUCUCUCUCUCUCUCUCACACACACACACACACACAAAUUCAAAUGAAAAAUUAAGCGCAUGAACGUUUUCCAUACUUAUACCAGAAGGAGAGAGAGAGAGAGUAAGAGAGCGUUUACGCAGUACACAAAUAGAACAUCAUUAUUUCCUGGGAAAAUUCAAAAGACAGAAAAAAGAAACUGAACGUUGAAGGGAAUUAUUAACUCAGACAAGUGGGACCCAAGCGCUGCUUAAAAAAAAAUUAAAGAUUUGAGCCCUCCCAAGCAUGUUUAGGAGAGAGCCCACAUUGAGCCACAGAAAUACCUGAAAAAGUUGAACUCCACCCUUCUCUUUUCUCGUCUGCCCUUUGCACCAUGUGGACCCAGUGGGCGAGCGCUUCUGGUUGCUCUUCCAAUUUGAAUUUCAAAUUUCUUCGGAGGAAUAGAACAUGGGAAUGAACGAAGAAAACCCCAGUUGAAAGUUUGGAUUUUUUUUUUAAGUUUUCCACAGUGCAGCGCAGAGUGAGUCAUGGGGGAAUCAGCUUGUCUCAUGCAGCCAUUCUCUUAUGUUUCUGGCAUUUCCAAUGAAGCCAAAGAGGGAAACCCUUUGCGUGCCCUAGGAGAGUCCAUCUCAUUUGGGAGGUUUGUGUCGGAGUCAUUAGCCUGGGAGAAAUGGUCCUCCUUCUCUAGCAACCGCUACGUGGAAGAGGCUGCAAAAUACUCCCGCCCGGGAUCGGUUGCUCAAAAGAAAGCCUUCUUUGAAGCACAUUAUAAGAGCAUUGCUGCUAAAAGGGCAGCGGCCUUGCUUGAGCAAGCAAAUGCUGCAGCCAAUUGUGAACCUGGAGCAGAAUUCAAAGAUGCAGUGCAUGAUACUACUGCCCAUGAUUCGCAUAUAAUUAUUUCCAACUCCCACACUGCUGUUAAUCCAGACCCACAGCUUGAGACUGCAAAAACUGAGGAAGAUUUUACUGCUGCUGCUAAUGGGUGCCAAUACCAUUCGACUGCUGCAAUUGAUAAGUUGGAAAUCAGUAAUGUGGAAGAAACAGAUCUGGUAGCAGAACACCAGGUUCUUUCAGAGAAUCCUGUGAAGAUUGAAUCAUUAAAUGAGCUUGGAAAUUAUCAAAACAAGAAAAAGAUUGAAGAACAGGAGUCCAAAGAAACAUCCAAGAAGGGGUCACCUUUGUUGAAGCAGAGUUCUACUUCUAGAAAUGAAGCUACAGUGUCAAUGAGCAAAAAGAAACCAGAUUUUUCUUCUUUGAAUUCAUCUGUUCAUGGAGCAUUGAAGCUGCCAUCUACACCUGCCAAAUCUUCGGCUACUACACAUCCUAAGGAAUUUAAUGCCAGCCCAAGUUCUUCUUCAAAGUCAUCUGUUCAUGGAGCAUCGAAGCUGCCAUCUACACCUCCCAAAUCUUCGGCUACUACUCAUACAAGGAAGGAAUUUAAUGCCCGCCCAAGUUCUAAUUUUAAUCAUGAAGCUUCAGUAUUGAUAAGCAAAAGGAAAGCAGCAGUUCCACCUUCAAAAUCAUCCGUUUAUGGAGUAUCUAGGCUCCCAUCUUCACCUGCCAAAUCUGCAGCUGCAAUUCAUCCUCUUAAGAAGGAAAUUAAUGCAACUCCAGUAGGUAUUAAGUCCACAUUAGACUCCUGGGAUAGAAGGAGAUCAACUCCAAAGUCACUUCACAUGUCAAUCAACAUGACUCCUGCCAGAGAAAAUAAAAAGUUAGCCCCUCCGGCUCCCCUGAAAACUGAAAGUUCAAGACUUGCUGGUGCUGCUUCUAAAGCAUCUAAAAAUUGCUCAACUCCUCUGAGGACUCCAACUAUGGUAUCAGUGAGUGGGGCAGAAAAACAUCAUUUAGCAACCCCCCAGUCAGAAAAUAGAAGAGCUAAGACACCGCUUCAUCCCUCUGCCUCUGGAAGCAGGACAACAGGCCCAAAAUGGCACUUCCUCUUUACAGAUUGUUCGAAAUCUUUGAAUGCAUGCAAAAACAAAUUACAGUCUCCAAUUUUAUCAACCCCUCUCAGGUUUAAGACAGAAGAAAGAGCUGCGAAAAGAAAGGAGAGGCUUGAAGAGAGAUUCAAUGCCAAGGAGGCACAAAGAGUUCAGCUGCAAGCAAAACUCAAGGAGAAAGCAGAAACAGAGCUCAGAAAACUGCGUCAAAGCCUUUGCUUCAAAGCCAGGCCACUGCCGGAUUUUUACAAGGAAAGAGGAACACCAAGAAAUCAGACAAAGAAGGGCCCAGUAAUGCAUCCCGAAUCACCAAAGCCAGGAAGAAAACCCAGCCCCACUGCAGUACAAAGCACAGCCUCUCUACAUUCUUGGAGGCCUUUGAACAAAAACAAUAUCUCCAAUCUUGUCCUAGAAAAGAACGGUCGAUCAUCAACACGACUUUUCAGUUCACUAUCUGAAGGGAUUACACAUGAGAACACUUCACCAAAUAUUCAGCACUGAUACCUCAAAACAAGGGGUGUUGCUUUUAAGCUUGCAGUAGGAAAAAGAAUAUAUUGCAAAUUGUUAAGCAUGGCUGAAGAGGUAGAGCUAUUUCCGUGAGUACAUGAGGAGGAUUUUGUAAAUGAAAUUUGGCAGGAAGAUGGGAUCAAAUCAUCACGGAGACCCAGAAUGGAAAUUGUAUUUAUUUUUAUUUCUGUGACCAGUGUUUAUUAGCUCCGGAAUCCUAAGAAUCUUCUUUGAUCUGUACACCUAGCAGAAGUAUAAAUUUUUGCUUCUUGAACAUGGCAGGCUGGCAACAAAUGGGUUUCAGAGCUCAAAGUAUAGCUCAAAACUAGCAACAGCAUAAUUAUCUCGGCCUUACUUUGUUGAGAUAUUGCCUGCUUUCAUCUAUUAGGCUUCACAAUUUGUCCCACAAAAGACACCUCACAAGUUGAAGCUGGUUUCAUUUCUCGAUUGCUGAAUUUGCUGUAUGGGAUAACAUUGUGAGGUCCAAUGGGCUGAAGCUGGCAGUAACUGUUGGGCUGAGACCGUUACACACAACAUCAAAGCCAAUUUUCGCUUUUCAAAGCUGAAACAGGAUUGAUAGUGUGAUCAACUGUCUUGCGGGAAUUAGAGAGUAUGAUCAUCAACUCUUUUCUGGGAAUUCGAUUAGUACAUUGAGUGGGGGGAAGGAUCAAUCUAUCAUUGGGAGAGUAUUGGUUUCUCUUCCCUCUUGUUAUGUUAACUCGUUAUGUGGAACGACUUAGGUUGGCCUUUGAUAUACUAUCUUGUAGAGGUGAGGAUGGUUGAUUAUGCCAUAUAUCCUGAGUGUGAGAAAUAAAGGUUCAUUUGGUGGGAACUUAAAUAAA